This is a messenger RNA of Onthophagus taurus, 988 nucleotides long. The record is from RefSeq and is a predicted model, not a curated record. Lineage: Eukaryota; Metazoa; Arthropoda; Insecta; Coleoptera; Scarabaeidae.
UUUUUUGUUGUUUUCUGUGUUGUUCUUUUCUAAUUUAGGACCCGCAAGAUGAAAUCGGACCUUAAUUUCAGAGUUCAAUCAUUGAAAUUCCGCAUCGAAGAACAAAACGAUCUUAACGACAUACUCCUUAGAGUUUCCGCUUUCGGGUUGUUUCUUUACGCCACUUUUACUGUAAUUGCCGGUACUUUAAAACCGACUACGAGAGAACCGAAUUUGUUAAUUAUGAUGACCGGAACUUUAGCAAUCGUACAGGUUUUACUUCAAUUAUUAUUUAUUGCUGAUGUGUCACGUCGCCGAGUUCAUCUUCCGGAACACGACCGAUCAAAACCAGGACGUCAAGUUGUAACUUUCUUACUAAUUUGCAAUAUAACUAUGUGGAUUAUAUACACGUUCGAAAUGAAAAAGGUUGAAGCAAAUCCAAUAAUACCACGUUUUUAUGGUUUUCUUGCGUGGGCGUUUAUCCAAAGAUUAACGCUUCCGUUGUGUAUUUUCCAUCGUUUCCAUUCGGCGGUUACGCUAGCGGAAAUAUGGAAAACGAGCUAUAAAGCAAGGAUUGAAUAAAACGAUCUUUAAAUGAAACGAUAAGAUUUUGAGCUCAAAAAAAAACAAUUUAAUAGAAAAAAGUAAAGUUUAAUGAAAAUAAAAAGAAUACAUAGAUACACAAAUUGUUGAUAUUUUGCUCAGAAUAUAGUUUUUGGUGUAAAUAAUUUCGACAUAUCUACAAAUUUUAAAUGUGGUUUGAACUGUUUUUUGCGGUUUUAGCACACAACACAUACAAAAAAGAAUAUAUAUAAAAGAAUAACACAACAUUUCUUUAAAAAAAGAGUAUUCCAGAAAAAAAAUUAAAAGAGGUAAUUUAAAGAUUAUAUUAUACUUAAUAAUGAAUAGUGAGUUAUUUAGAAAUCAACUACUAAUAUUAAUGAUAAAUGUGUGGUAUUUAUUAAAGAAAAUUACAAAAAAAAAUAAUAAAUUAAAAAUCAUAAAGGAA